AUGGAGUUUCAGACCCUUGGUAUUCCUUGCAAACACGCUAUAGCCGCAGCUGGAGCAGCAGAGAUGCCAACAGAUUCUUUGUUUUCUGCUGCCUACUAUGGAGAGACCUGGACUCUUGGGUUUACUGGGAAGAUCUAUCCAGUUCCAUCUGUCGGGGGUGGUGAGAUUGGGAGUACAUUCCGAGGUGAACUUAUGCCACCUUUGUGCAAGAGGCCUCCAGGCCGUCCGAAGAAGGUCCGGAUUUUAUCUCGUGGUGAAUACAAGAAACCGAAGAAGUCUGGAAAGCGAUGCAGUCGUUGUCACCGUGAAGUUCACAACAAGGCGUCGUGCAAGAACCCUAUAUAA
Microthlaspi erraticum is the source of this 345-nucleotide messenger RNA. NCBI's taxonomy places the organism in Eukaryota, Viridiplantae, Streptophyta, Magnoliopsida, Brassicales, Brassicaceae. The record is from the annotation of a GenBank genome assembly.